AUGGCGCUCUGUAUCUCGUGUGAGAACAUCCAGCUGCCGAUCGUCACAAACGGCCAGGCAGCAGACGGCCACGAGCUGCACCGCAGCGUGGCCAAGCUUACGGCAUCCGCAAGAACCUGCAGGCUAUGUGCGCUGUUUCUGGAUGCCAUAUCGGGAACCAGGCUCAAGGGCAUUCGACAUGACGCAGUCAGGCUCUUCCCGUGGGCUUCCGAUGCAGCAGGAGAUCCGGUCGGACUGUCGCGCGUGUUUGUGCGUGUUGGCGACAAGGUCGGUCGCUUUGUGAAUGUACAUGCCGAGCCAGACAGUGCUGCCGCGAGAGCUGGAUUCGCGAUUGGGCGGCCGAUGUCAGCGCAGUGCGACUUUGAGCUUUUGCAGCAGUGGUUAUCGAACUGUUGCACCAACCACUCGUGCUCAAUCGGUAGGCCGCCCGAAGGACUGCCCGCUCGGUUCAUCAAGAUAAACAACGAGGGCAUGGUUCCUGAGCUGCACCUGGUCUCAUCUCGGGAUGUCUCGAGUCGCUACGCUGCCCUCAGCUACUGCUGGGGUGGGAACUUCACAGGCAUCAAGACGACCAAGGCGACCCUCGAGCAACAUCAUACUUAUAUCGAGCCCUCUCGGCUCCCGAAGACGAUACGAGAUGCAACUCAAAUCACAAGAGCGCUUGGUAUUGAGUAUCUAUGGGUCGAUAGCCUAUGCAUCGUCCAAGAUGACCAAGAAGACUGGGCCGCCGAGUCCAAGCGGAUGGCGGCACUAUAUCAGUCAGCUGUCGUUACGCUUGUUGCGACUGCUGCGAAAGAUGCCAAUCAGGGUUGCUUGUUCCCCAGAAAUGUGACGCGCGACAGCGUCGACGUGCAGCUUUCGGUAGAUAUGGCCAGAGAUACGUCCAAGGUCACGUUCACCAACCACACCGGCUCGAUCGCCGAUGACUUCCUCGAGAGCCCCUGGAACAAGAGAGCAUGGUGUCUCCAGGAGUACGUCCUGUCGCCCCGGAUGCUGCAUUUCUUCGAGAACCGCAUCGUCUGGCAGUGCCGGGGGACGCUCUCUGCAGAAGACUUCGUGGAGCUCCGCCGAAGCGCAGGCGCAGGCGCAGGCGCAGACUUCCGCGUGCAGCACAUCUUGACCACCCCGUCAUCCUACUUCUCCCUACGGCCUCCUGCAGAUCUUGAGACCUGGUUCAGGCUCGUGGAGUACUCUCCACGAGGAGCUUGA
Molecule: messenger RNA, 1209 nt
Organism: Phaeoacremonium minimum UCRPA7
Lineage: Eukaryota; Fungi; Ascomycota; Sordariomycetes; Togniniales; Togniniaceae
Product: putative heterokaryon incompatibility protein
Exons: 2
Coding region: 1-1209 (402 amino acids)
Source: RefSeq, a predicted model, not a curated record